Messenger RNA from Suillus paluster, 499 nucleotides. RefSeq lists its product as uncharacterized. The record is from RefSeq and is a predicted model, not a curated record. The transcript is spliced from 3 exons. Lineage: Eukaryota; Fungi; Basidiomycota; Agaricomycetes; Boletales; Suillaceae. The coding region runs from base 4 to 288 and encodes 94 amino acids.
UGAAUGUAUUGGUUCAGUGACAAUAGAACUAAGAUUCUUGGUUCAUUGACAAUGUUAUUGGCUAUUUCCGCCGAAGUUGACGGCGUACAAAUACUCACUUCAGUUCAAAAACCGAACGACCUAUCCAAUCAUAUACAUUUCUACCAUGUCAAUCACCGCGCCACUGUCCAUCUGCUUCAACUUCGUCGAUCGCUCGCUCUCUCGGGGAGCACUAAGUUUUCGGAUCGAUUACUAUCUCUUCUUGAUUUCAGAAGAAAAGAUCAAGAAAAGGAUCAGAAAGCUAUGUAAUGUCUACGAGAGGACUCUGUAUUGUCCUACUACAUAACCCAGGUACUCUUUACUUGUUCGUCUGCUAGCAGACCACUGUGUUGACACUCGCCGACUUUGCUUGGCUGUAUCUAUGUUUCGCUGGUGUCGGAGUGUACCUAGUAAAGCAGAUGUCCAACAAGAAGAUUCCUGCACCAUAUCCCCCUGGUCCCCAGGGAGGACUCUCGUCGCG